AUGCCCUACGACGUGUUUGGUGCUGUACCUGAGGAGUAUGUGUUUGUGGGGAGGCCACAGGAGGACAUUGACUUGUAUUUCAUGUACAAACCAAAACUACCCCAAACCGCCACGUUGCGGGUGCUUGCAUUCCCAUUCGCCUCCCACGCAAGCCUCCUCCUAGGCCUUCUCCGCCGCCUGGCCACUGCGGCCCCGGCGGUGAUAUUUUCAUUCUUCAGCACAGCCAAAUCCAACCGUUCAUUAUUCUCGGCACCAACCCCAGAAAACAUCAAACCCUACGACUUGUCUGAUGGUGUCCCAGAGGGGUAUGUGUUUGUCGGGAGGCCACAGGAGGAUAUUGACUUGUUCCUCAAGGUGGCGCCGGAAGAGUUCAGGAAAGGUGUGGCGGCGGCUGAGUCGGAGAUAGCGAGGAGAGUCAGCUGCGUGGUGGCCGACGCGUUUCUGUGGUUUUCCGGCGUGUUGGCGGAGGAGAUGGGUGUUCCAUGGGUGCCGCUUUGGCCUUCUGGUGCUUCUUCGCUGUCCAUUCAUUUUUUCACUGACUUCAUCAGGGACACCGUUGGAGUGACCAGCACUGCAGGACGUGAAGAUGAAAUCCUUACAUUCAUUCCUGGAUUUUCUGAACUACGCAUUGGAGAUUUGCCUAGUGGGGUCCUCUCUGGAAACUUAGAAUCACCCUUCUCAAUCAUGCUACACAAAAUGGGUCAAAUCCUCCCCAAAGCAAAGGCAUUGCUCGUAAACUCCUUUGAAGAACUAGACCCCCCCUUAACGAAAGACCUCAAAUCAAAGUUCCAAAAUUUCCUCAAUAUUGGCCCCUUCAACGUCAUCUCAUCACCACCCUCCUCAAAUUCCGAUGAUCACGACUUGUACCUGUGGUUGGACAAGCAAAAACCAACGUCCGUAGUGUAUAUUAGCUUCGGAACCGUGGCUACGCUGCCGCCACCGGAGCUGAAAGCAUUGGCUGAGGCACUUGAAGCAAGUGGUACUCCAUUUAUUUGGUCACUUAAAGACAGAUUAAAAGUUCAUUUACCAGAAGGGUUCGUGGAAAGGAUGAGAGAGAAUGGGAACAUAGUGCCAUGGGCACCCCAAGUUCAAAUAUUAGCACAUAGUUCAGUUGGGGGUUUUAUUAGUCAUUGCGGAGCGAACUCAGUGUUGGAGGCUAUUCCUGCUGUUGUGCCUAUUAUUUGCAGGCCUUUUUUUGGGGAUCAGCAGCUAAACGCAUGGAUGGUUGAAAAGGUGUGGAAAAUUGGUCUGAGGGUUGAGGGUGGGGUGUUCACAAAAGGUGGUAUAGUGACGGCCCUUGACUUGGUUUUGGGUCAGGAAAAAGGGGAGAAAUUGAGGGAGCAAAUUGGAGUGUUUAGAGAGCUUGCUCUAAAGGCUGUUGGGCCAAAUGGGAGCUCAACUAAGAAUUUUAAAACUUUGAUAGAGGUGAUCACAACUAGUAACCUUUAA
This is a messenger RNA of Ilex paraguariensis (yerba mate), 1449 nucleotides long. The record is from the annotation of a GenBank genome assembly. NCBI's taxonomy places the organism in Eukaryota, Viridiplantae, Streptophyta, Magnoliopsida, Aquifoliales, Aquifoliaceae.